Salmo salar (Atlantic salmon) is the source of this 2895-nucleotide messenger RNA. RefSeq names its product SPT7 like, STAGA complex subunit gamma (gene supt7l). NCBI's taxonomy places the organism in Eukaryota, Metazoa, Chordata, Actinopteri, Salmoniformes, Salmonidae. Gene Ontology annotation, molecular function: protein heterodimerization activity; transcription coactivator activity. Gene Ontology annotation, cellular component: SAGA complex. The record is from RefSeq and is a predicted model, not a curated record.
UUGUUACCGUCAGAGAUGUUAUCUGGGAUAUUAUGCAAAUAUUAUGAAUUACCCUAAAAUACAGAACCCGUAAAGCGGUACCAUGUUAACUAAAUUCAUUUGUUUUUAUACAUUAACGUUACUGUGUGAAGCCAAAUUAUUAGCAAGUAGGAACUAUUCCAAACAUUCAAAUUAUUUACACGGUGCCUUUUAAUGACACGGACCAGAAGCAACGUCUGAAAGCUGUUAAGUUCUGGACGUAAACUAUACUCUUGUUACAUCUCUUCGAAUACGAAACCUCAUCACACGAGAGCCUGAAGCGGCUCACUAGGGAACGAUGAUGCGUUACUGGGGCGAGAUCCCCGGGCCGGCAGGCGCCCCACCGAGCCGCAGCUCCUUCGACCUGCUCCAGCGUGAGUUCCGCUCGGUGGAGAUGCAGGACCCCCCUCUGCACCAGCCCUCGGCCCAGCGGCCCCGGCCCACCACCAUGCUGGACAUUCCCUCUGAGCCCUGCAGUCUCACCAUCCACACAGUGCAGCUAUGCCAGCACACCCGACGCCUCCGCAGCCUCCUGGCUACAGCCCAGGGGAAAGGUCUGGUCCCCUCGGAGGGCGGUGGUGCUGGAGGAAGUAGCAGGCUGGAGGAAGGGGAGGCUCUGCCCCCACGGCCACCCACACCGCCGGCCGCCCCCGAUGACCUGUUGCCCCUGGACAGCAAGGCACCCUGGCAGCCCUUCCAGCUCUGCCACAGCGACCCUGAGAGUGACUUUUACAUGGGAAAAGGUGAGCCCGUCACGGAGCUGAGCUGGCCCUCGUGCCGACAGCUCCUGUACCAGUCAGUGGCCACAGUCCUGGCCCACGCCGGCUUCGAGUCGGCCCAGGAGAGCGUGCUGGAGACCCUGACUGACCUGGCCCACGAGCAUUACCUGCGCCUCAGCCGACUGCUGCGCACGGCCGCAGACCGCGAGGCCCGCCUGGGCGCCACGCCCUUCCCGGAUGUGAUAGAGCAGGUGUUCCACGAGGUGGGCAUCGGCAGCGUGCUGGCCCUGCAGCGCUUCUGGCAGGUGCGCAUCAAGGACUACCACAGCCACAUGCUCCAGGUCAGCAAGGAGCUGUCGGAGGAGUAUGAGCGGCUGGUGAACCCUGAGAAGGCCCUGGAGGACUCCAAGCCCCCGCGGAUCAAAGAGGAACCAAUGAAUGACAUUGCCUUCCCCAUCAGCGAGGAGCCAGAGGCGGACCAGGCCUCUGGGGAUCAGGCCCUCCCCAUUGGGGUUCUGGGGGCCCCAAACGAGAGGCUGGCUGGGGGCCUGGAGGGGGAACACUCACCACACACCUCAGGCGGCGGAGUUGCCAUCAGCUCCCCCUUGUGGCACCUGUCGCAGGUGAAGAUGGAGCCCCAGGACAGCGAGGAGGGCCAGGUGUCAGGCCACGGGGUACUGGGAGGUGAUGUGUUCGAGGAGGGAGGGCCCAUGUCCACCAUGAGCGAGGCAGAUGGCAUGGCGCCCUCGCCCGGAGGGGCGGCGUCGGACGGCAGCUACGCCUCGCACUCUCCCGACUCACUCAUGGGCACGUCACCCGUCUUCAACCAGAGGCCCAGGAAGCGCAUGAAGAAGAUAUGAGGGGCCUCAGACUCGUGGAGGUAGCCAUUUUGUGUCAAGGUAACAUGGGCACAUAGUGGCGAUACGAAACAUUGCAAGAUUGCAAACAAGUUCCUAUGCCGUUGUCCAUUUCCCCCGAACAGAUCUGAAAGUAUUGUUGAGACCUAUCCAAUAGACCCAUUUCCGCACAAGGGCCAUUCGCACUAGUUGGUGGCAGAACACGGGAGUUAUUCUAGAAUGCCAGCAAAAAAAAGCCUCUAUUUACAUGUUGCUUAUGAAUGCAUUUCACACUACUUUUGGAUUGGAUUUUAAGGCUCGUGUGAAUGUCCUGCUUGAUAUAAUAUGUGUGUCAUCAUUGCAAAUCAACUGCAAUAUACUUAAAAAACACUUCAACUUCAACCAGUAAAAUGUCUCUUUGGCAAUGAGCGUUAGCAUUCUAGUGAACAACUGCUGCAUCCAAAAUAGUUAUUUUGCAAAGAUCACAACCGAAUGUAAUCUUAGCGACUGUUCAAGCAUUGUAAAAGUUAUUUUGUUUAGAAGUAAUAAAAAAUGUAAUAUAGUCUGUUGAAUGAGCGCAGCCAAGAGUCGCGCACAUCUGUGGGUGACGUCAGUGUGUUGUGUACUGGAAAGGGGUCUAUGUCCUAGUGUUGCACGGUAUACCGGUUCCACGGUAAUAUCACAGUACCAAAACGUCAUGAUACUUAUGAUACCAACAUUUAAAAAUACCAGUACUACCACAUAUUUCGCCCCCACCGAUCUAAAGAACCCACUGGCGCCUGUUAUAAAACAAAGUCAGUUUUGUAAUCUGCCAGCCACAUCCCCUAUCAGCCCUUACUCACCUGCUUUUCUCCUUCCGCUCUUCCUGCACAUCUAUUUCAUCAGUUUUUAAAAUAUAAUUUAGCUGUGAUGGCAAGCGGGGAUGCAGACCCUGAGGGGUCUUCAGUUGUUAAAUGUUAUACAUUUAAUUUGACAAAAGUUAACAUUGUCAAAUUGUAUUGGUCACAUACAUGUGUUUAACAGAUGUUAUUGCGGGUGUAGCGAAAUACUUGUGCUUCUAUCUCCGACAGUGCAGUAAUAUCUAACAAGUAAUAUCUGACAAUUACACAACAUAUACACACAAAUCUAGUAAAGGAAUGGGAUUAAGAAUAUAAAAAUAUAAUUUCAUCCCUGGAAUAACCAAGACCACAGGCCAAUCAGAGUCAGCUUUGCAAGUUCGCUGUCAUGCAGCCUCUUAAGUGCCAGAGAGGAAAAGCAGCUUUGCUAAAGACAUGAUUGCAGCAUUUCAGCAAAGAAAACAGCUUGUCUAGCUCAAACGGUAA